Xylona heveae TC161 is the source of this 2383-nucleotide messenger RNA. RefSeq lists its product as hypothetical. Gene Ontology annotation, cellular component: nucleus. The record is from RefSeq and is a predicted model, not a curated record. The transcript has a single exon. NCBI's taxonomy places the organism in Eukaryota, Fungi, Ascomycota, Xylonomycetes, Xylonales, Xylonaceae. Bases 243 to 2285 code for a protein of 680 amino acids. Gene Ontology annotation, molecular function: nucleic acid binding; exonuclease activity.
CAUAGACCUCAACUUUGAAUUCCAUGACAACAAUCGACACCCAAUACCGACUCGUCAGUGGUAAUUUGCGGAUAUGAGAGACUAAAAACAAACUAGAAGCUCAUGAAGAAACUCACCUUUGUCCAUUCAUGCAUUGCCUAGCCUGUUUUUGGAAUCUCCCCUUGGCUAUGGACAAAGUCAUUUCUCAUUAGCUUCAUGUAUUGAUCUUGGUCUCAGCACGUGCCCCAAUUUCCUCUUCCAUCAUGUUUGCUUCCAUUGGACUUUUCCGAGAAAUUCCAUGUCCGGAAGCUACCGCAUGCCUUUUACCAAAUUGCAUUUUCCUCCAUAAACCCAAGGAGGAAGAUGCUUCUCAACCUUCAAGCUCGGCAACUGACCCUGUUUCAGGAGGAAAUGAGACUGUACAAGCUUCGGGAGAAACGAGCGAUCAACGUAAAAGAAGGCGUGUGGAGAAAGCUGAUUCAAUACUUUCAGCCGAAUCGAAUGAUUCCAGAAGACCUAUCAGAGAGAAACCAGCUGACCUUGCUCGGCCGUCAGCCGAUGAUGCAAGGCAUGACUCCAAGUCCAAUAUCAAAUUGCAGCAAAAGACAAAACCGUCGCUUGCAUCUUCCACUAGACCAAUUUCACCACCGCCUCGCCGGAAUUCUGCACUCUCAAAUGAAAUAAAGGCAAAUCGUGGAAAGGAGCAGCAGAAGCCAGUUGCCGUCCCCAAGUCUGCUUCUGUGGCAAGCCCAAAGCGCGUCGUGGAAGAGUCGUUGAAUCCAAGACUAUUGGCACAGCCUCCAGCUUCCCAUGCCAUCCGUGCCGUCAUCCUUCAAAAGCUGCACGAGCAGCUCAAAAGGCUCAAUGACGAACUUGCACAGAGCUCAGAUCCGGACACCAAGUCUCUGCUUCUGUCCGAUCAGGAUCUGAUAAAGAUGGCUCUCGAUGAAGAAGAAAAGGUUGCCCGUGAAAGUCCCUCGGUAUACUCCAAUGUCAUAAAGCUGAGAAUCGUCCAUCUCAAGAAGACAAAGGUGACCGAUUGGAAAGAAGCACGGAUCAAAGCUAUCAAGGAGUCGACUGCGGCAGCACAAAGGGGGCCGGAAGAACAAAAAGCCCCGAAGCCGAUAGAAACCGGGCUCACUCCCUCUGAGGAGCUCUCAAUUGCUCCCAGGCUCCUCUCGAAGCAGGAUGGCCUGCAAAAAUUCGGUUACGUCAUUGAACCUCCUACCCCAGCUGAGAUUGCUUCAGCAAAAGAGGGCGUUGAGUCUGCUCGUGGAUGGGAACAGUGUGACCGCUGCAGGACCCGCUUUCAAGUGUUUCCCGGUCGUAGAGAAGCAGACGGUGCCUUGACUUCUGGAGGAAAAUGCUCAUAUCAUCAUGGUCGCAUACUUCGUCCGUCCAGCACUCGCAUGGAUGCUACAAAGGCUCCAUCGGAGGUGCUUUAUACAUGCUGCAAUGAAGUCGUGGGCACUUCAAGCGGCUGCUCUGUUGCCGACACCCAUGUUUACAAGAUCUCAGAUCCAAAACGACUUGCAUCUGUCCUGCAAUUCGAAAGGACCCCACCUAACUCCAAGGUUCCAGCUGGAAAGGCAUAUGGGUUUGAUUGCGAAAUGGGCUACACGGUUCAUGGGCUGGAACUUAUCCGCCUUACCCUUACAGCAUGGCCUGGAGGUGAGGAGGUCCUUGACGUCCUGGUUCGACCAAUUGGAGAGAUUCUCGAUCUCAAUUCCCGCUUCUCCGGUGUAUGGCCUGAACAUUUUGCAACGGCUUUGCCUUACGAGAAGAACGCUUCACAUAAAGCCGGGAACCUACAAGCCUCCACCCCGUCUCUCCGAGUUGUGCCUUCACCUGCUGCUGCUCGGUCUCUUUUAUUCGAGCAUUUAUCACCGCAGACACCUCUUAUCGGCCAUGCGCUCGAAAAUGAUCUCGUUGCGACGCGAAUCAUCCACCCAUCUAUAAUUGACACAGUACUUCUUUAUCCCCAUCCAAAAGGCCUUCCCAUACGAUACGGUCUUAAGAUGCUUGUGGCGAAGCAUCUCCAUAGGCUCAUUCAGACUGGUGGCGAAAGGGGUCAUGAUAGCAAAGAGGAUGCAAGAAGCGCGGGCGACCUUGUCCGGUUUAAGGUGGCAGAGUGCUGGCAGCAAAUGCGCAGGGCAGGGUGGUCAGUCUCCAACGGGAUUUUCUACCCACCUGCUGCGCCAUUGAGCGCGGGAGACCCAACAAUGUGUCUGGGCACUGCGCAAGAAGGGGCUAGGAAGAGAGAUGCCAGUCAAAUGGAGGACCAGGGGCGACACCUUCCCACCUGAGAGUUAUAUGGCCAUCGGAGACAACUACGAGGGAAAAAAAAAAUGCAGGCAAAGUCUAAAUUUAAUCGAUGCACAUGCAGCGCAUCACGAUGCUACCU